Molecule: messenger RNA, 1686 nt
Organism: Saxophila tyrrhenica
Lineage: Eukaryota; Fungi; Ascomycota; Dothideomycetes; Mycosphaerellales; Extremaceae
Exons: 2
Coding region: 1-1686 (561 amino acids)
Biological process (GO): transmembrane transport; monoatomic cation transport
Cellular component (GO): membrane
Molecular function (GO): monoatomic cation transmembrane transporter activity
Source: RefSeq, a predicted model, not a curated record
AUGGCAGAACCGAACUGGUAUCGCAUCGCAGCUCUCAAAGACUUCCUCCCUCUCAGCGCGGAUCCGUCUACAGCUGCCGCCCGCGAGCAUAUCGCACAAUCACGUUCUUCCAGCAACCUAGCAGCGAUGAGGAACCGCAGCUUCGUCACGCGCAGACGAAGUAGCUUUGGCGCAGAAGAUCUACCCAAGAGACAAGGCGACGAGAACGCCGGGGACAAUCAGGAUGCUCUGCCAGACGGACAGUCGCAAGUGCUCUCAUCCUCAGCAGGGCACUGGGGAGGUGGGGAUGAGUAUGCGCUGCGACGCAAGAUCAGUAUACCAGCGUCUCUCAUCACACCAGAGAUGCGUUCGCAGCGCCUGAUUGGCAACAGCAAUCCACGGUAUAGGUGGGAGCAGUACUGGAAGACGGAGAAGCAGCUGAAGGAGAUGCCCAAGGCCAUCAGAAAGUACUAUGAGCGCAACAACUAUCUGAUCCAGAAUUACAUGUACAUCGAUCGGCUUCUGGACAGCAGCUUGCCACACAAUCUGAUCCAAGAGUACCAGCAGAUGAAUUCUGGCUAUGGUACGAACCAGCCUGAUGUUCCGCCGACCAUCACAGAGGAGACUUCUCCCGCUGCGACGGGAUCGAACACACCAGAGCUAAAUGGCAGCACGCAAAGAGUCAAACGCACUCCAAAAGACAUCUACAAGGUCCAUGACGAAGAGCUCACACCAUUACUCCCAGACCAGAAGGAUGUGGACGACGAAGAGAUCCUCGCCAUGCCACCAGAUCUAGACCUAGAAGAAGAAACAGGCUCCCAAUCCCGGGUCGUCACAGUUGCGAUCUAUCUCAAUCUUGCCGCCAACACCGUGCUGCUGAUCAUGAAGAUUGUUGUUGUCGCCCUGUCGGAUUCCGUAUCAGUUCUGGCCUCUCUGGUCGAUGCCGCGCUCGACUUUCUUUCCACCGCCAUUGUGUGGGUAACUACCCGUCUCAUCAGCCGGAACGACCAAUACUCGUACCCGAUCGGACGUCGGCGGCUGGAACCCAUCGGUGUCCUCGUCUUCUCGGUCAUCAUGAUAACCUCGUUUGUACAGGUCGGGCUUGAGGGCUUCUACAAGCUUACUGGACCCGACCACGAAAUUGUCAAGCUCACCUUGCCAGCCAUCGUGAUCAUGGCGGCGACCGUGGUCAUCAAAUUCUUGUGCUGGCUGUGGUGUCGCCUCAUAAAGAACAGCUCGGUGCAGGCGCUUGCUCAGGAUGCCCAGACUGAUGUGGUGUUCAACACCUUUUCGAUCAUCUUCCCGCUCGUCGGCUACUACGCGAAGGUGUGGUGGUUGGAUCCUCUGGGAGGCAUUCUGCUCUCGCUAUACGUUAUCCUCAACUGGGCGCAGACGUCUUCGACACAUAUUCGCAACCUCACUGGUGCUGCAGCUUCCGCAGAUGAACGCAAUAUCCUACUCUAUCUUACUAUGCGUUUCGCAAAGACCGUCCGGAAGAUCCAAGGCUUGCAAGCCUACCACAGCGGCGACAAGCUCAAUGUCGAAGUGGACAUUGUUCUCGACGAGCACACCAGUCUCCGAGACUCGCACGAUCUAGGCGAGAGCCUGCAGUAUGUGCUCGAGAGUGUGCCUAAUGUCGACCGAGCCUUUGUUCACAUGGACUACGCAGACUAUAACCUACCAUCGCAUCUGCAACAGGACUCUUAG